This is a messenger RNA of Lizanozyma spartinae, 951 nucleotides long. It is a transcript of the gene GET2, whose product is annotated as GET complex subunit. The transcript has a single exon. Gene Ontology annotation, cellular component: GET complex. The record is from RefSeq and is a predicted model, not a curated record. Gene Ontology annotation, biological process: retrograde vesicle-mediated transport, Golgi to endoplasmic reticulum; protein insertion into ER membrane. NCBI's taxonomy places the organism in Eukaryota, Fungi, Ascomycota, Pichiomycetes, Serinales, Debaryomycetaceae. Bases 1 to 951 code for a protein of 316 amino acids.
AUGGCAUCUAUCACCGAGGAUGAACGGAAGCGUAUCCUUCGGGAACGUAGACAAGCCAAAAUGGCUAAAGGGAAAGCUUCAGAUAGAUUGAAUACCAUCCUUAAUCAAGGAUCUUCAGUUAAUGCUAAUACUGCUGUCUCUGUGUUGGACGUUCCAGAACAAGCUACUUCAACUAUUAAAGAAACAAAGCCAACUUCUAUUGAUGAUAAUACUGUCCAUGAAGACCCGGAAAUUCAAGAUAUUGAUACAGUUAUUCAAAAAAUUGCAAGAACAGAUUCUCUCAAUGAGAACCCUGCUCAACCUCCAGACAUGGAUGCCUUGUUUAAUCAAAUAUUUGGAGGUGCCAGUGGUGCUGGAUUCCCAUCAGAUAGUACAGCUCCUGGAGCUGAUGGAAAUGAUAAUGCCGACCCUUUCACACAAAUGAUGAUGCAAAUGAUGGGUGGGAAAGGUGGCGACAUUAACAAUCCAUUUGCUGGUUCUUCUCUUCCACAGGGUAUGCCUGAAAUAUCGACUUACGAUUCAGAAAUGGCCAAGUAUACAGAAUAUCAGCAUCAGCUUUAUGAAUGGAGAUUCUUGAUAGUACGGUAUGGACUUAUGAUGUUCAAUUUUAUAUACCAUUUCAUCAAUGAGCCAUUCUUCAGAUCAAGUAGUCUGAUCUCAGUGAGAAGCAAUACGUUCCAUACCUCUUCUUUUAUGACUUGGUUUGUUAGUUGCGAAGUUGCCAUUCUUUCCGCAUACUAUGUUCUUUGUUUCAAUCGUUUUAAUCACCAUGUUAGUGGGAACAGUUGGGUUAUCAAGUUACUCGACAUGGGUCUGAUGGUAUUACCUCAACUAGCUCGGUAUAAGCAGUUAGUUAUUACUUUAUUUGGCUAUUACGACUUGUUGAGUAUUAUAUUGAAUGACGUUUCAUUCAUGGUGAUAUUAUUUGGUCUUACCAGUUAUAUUACUUGA